GAACAUAUUAGUGAUUUGCUCCUCUCACCUGCGCUAUCGUGGACGAUGUCUUUUCAAGGAUUAAUAUCAGGAUCUGAAUGUGGAGUCCAGUCAAACCCACUUUCUCAAGUACUCAAGCACACCGAGGGGGACAGAAGCUUGCAACAGGAUAGAAUUUCUGGACCAUCCUCUUCACGGCUCCAUCACCUCCCCGGGACUGCCCCUCAGCAAGCCAAUGAUCACGAUGUAGCCAUGGCAAGGCAGUUUUUUGAGGCCCAACAACCCGGACCUGGACAAAACUUCACUCUUCCGCCACAUAUACACCCUGCUGAGCUCCUGCGUCUUGGUGAACUCAAUGGCCGCCCUGAUCUGAAUGAGGCUUGGAUGAGGGAACAGCAAUAUAAGUCGGUGCUUCAAGAGCCGAUGUCUCAAUCAUCCUGGGCUGCAGAGUUUGGUCACAGCGCUGAUCAGAUACAACCUACAGCUGUCCCAGAACAUAAUAUGUCAGUCCAACAACGUCCUUCGUAUAUGGGCAACAGUGGAAUGUAUGGGGGUUCUAUGCCUUAUGGAAUAUACGGUGGUGCUAUGAACCAGAGUUCAUACCAAGGUUUCAGCAAUAAUUAUGCUCUUGCAUCGGAUCAGGCCAAAGGAAAGGGUAAAAGUAGAGAGGUGGACUUCGAAGAAGCGUUUGCUCAAGCAGCAGCGUCUUUCAAUCCAAUUCAGGCAGAAACUUCGAGGAUUGUAGAAGUCGAUGAGAGCGUAACAGACAUAGAGCAAGCCCUGAGAGGCACUGUACUGGAAGACGACACAAAGACGGGAGUGCUUGGCUCGGACUUUCCAACAGUGUGGGAACACUUGCAGCAGUCGGGGGUCCCGCCUCCGCACGAAGAUAUGGCAAAGUGGGAGGCAGAAUUUAAUCAGCUGAUGACAUCGCAGAGAGAGGAAAUAGACCAUGAUUAUAGCACUGCUAUGCAAGAUACUUGGGAGAGUGGUUUAGGGGGAUUCGGAGAGCACGGGUUUGUGGAGGAGCCGCAAAAGUUUGAUGAUGAAGGUUUACCCAUCCUGAGCGAGUACAUUUUCGAAACUUCUAACAAAUACCUCGAUCCAUCCACAUCUACUCGGUCCCCUCUUGGUGAGGCCAAACUUCUCUUGCAGCAGAAUGGCUCGUUGUCAGAGGCAGCACUACUACUUGAAGCCGCCAUUCAGAAAGGUGACUUAGGUGAAGGGGGCUAUGAAGCUUGGAUCCUUCUGGGGGAAACCCGAAACAUGGAUGAACGUGAAGAUCUUGGAAUGCGGGCUCUUACCGAAGGUGUAAAAAGAGCUGAAGCUGCGGGUGCCGACGGUGCAGGCAUGCUAUCACUUGCGAUAUCAUAUACCAAUGAGUCAUACGACAGGGGUUCAUACACGAUGUUGCUGCGCUGGCUGAGAGCUCGAUUCCCAACUUAUGCCAUCCCAGAAGAAACUGGCAAGGCCGUUGCUUCAAAUUCUACAUGGGACUCGCAUGGUAAAUUGACUGAUGCUUUCCUUGGCUUGGCACGAUCGCAGUUUAGUCAGGGGUUGGUGGACCCAGAUGUGCAAAUUGCUCUCGGGGUACUUUUCUACAAUACUGGAGAGUAUGACCGCGCAAAAGACUGCUUUGAGAGUGCAUUAUCUGGACGACCUCAGGAUUACCUUCUAUGGAACAGACUAGGGUCAUCUUUAUCGAACGGCAACAAGCCAGAGGAAGCCCUUGGUGCAUACAGAGAGGCACUCCACUUACGUCCUACGUACACUCGUGCAAUCUAUAAUGUUGGAGUAGCAUGUUUGAAUAUAGGCGCACAUCAAGAGGCUGCGGAGCACUUUUUGAGUGCUUUGGCAAUGCAAGAAGCUACAGGGGGUGGACAAACUAGCGAUCAACUUUGGUUUACCCUGAGGCGCACUUUCUUGUCAAUGGACCGAACUGACCUUGCGGAAAUCGCAAAGCCCGAGAGUCACCCGACCCUGGAGUUGUUCCGUCAGAAAGGUUUUGAUUUUUAGAUAAGAUCCCGUAGUAUGCCUAUUGUUCACAGCAUGCAGACACUGCCGGUACAGAAGCGGACAACAAUGGAUAUAGACAUCUGUUUGUACAUAGGGGAACAGCUGACACUUGCGUUAACAUCUUAACUACCGUCAGUACUUUUGUGAAAGUCGGUUCCUUGGUGCAAGGGUUGAUCGCAAGAGAUAACUGCGGAAGUGUCAACAGGAUGAGGUAUUCCAAUCUCCAUUGUCUGUGUAAGCAUGUGCUAGCAUGAAAGCUGUCGCAGCAUAGCAUACGCUGCAAGUUCGCGUGCUCUUCUCAGGAAGGUAUGCUCGAUCCAGGGUAAAGUUAGGACGACAGACAUGCCGAAAGAUGAUCUCUGGAAUUCGUUAGCUUCUUUGAUGUGUGAUCCACGCCAGUGGAGUGGGUAGCUGGAGCUACGAGGCCUGAAUGAACUACUUUAGUCGAGAUAGUUGUGCUAGAAACGAACUUGGAACUGCUUC
Messenger RNA from Serpula lacrymans var. lacrymans S7.9, 2478 nucleotides. RefSeq lists its product as uncharacterized. NCBI's taxonomy places the organism in Eukaryota, Fungi, Basidiomycota, Agaricomycetes, Boletales, Serpulaceae. The record is from RefSeq and is a predicted model, not a curated record. Gene Ontology annotation, biological process: protein import into peroxisome matrix, docking. Bases 46 to 1995 code for a protein of 649 amino acids. Gene Ontology annotation, molecular function: protein binding. The transcript is spliced from 10 exons. Gene Ontology annotation, cellular component: cytosol; peroxisomal membrane.